Messenger RNA from Eremothecium gossypii ATCC 10895, 3609 nucleotides. It is a transcript of the gene SIP3, whose product is annotated as Sip3p. The transcript has a single exon. The record is from RefSeq and is marked provisional. Gene Ontology annotation, cellular component: cytoplasm; plasma membrane; endoplasmic reticulum. Gene Ontology annotation, molecular function: protein binding. Bases 1 to 3609 code for a protein of 1202 amino acids. NCBI's taxonomy places the organism in Eukaryota, Fungi, Ascomycota, Saccharomycetes, Saccharomycetales, Saccharomycetaceae.
AUGGAGAAGGAUGGCGGCACGCCUCCCCCAAGGGGGGAGAUCAAGCUUCUUAAACUGAUUCCGGUGCUCCUUAAAGAAGCUUCACUUGAUUCGCCGAGUUUCAGAGCAACCGUGAAUUACUUCGAUCUGCAGCUAGAACGGACAGAAAAAUGGAUUAGAACUACGUCAGAAAUCACGAAAGGUAGAUACCACAACUCUUUGGACGAAUUCAAGCAAGUCAGUUUAUCGCUCAUUGACUUCAUUCUACCUGAAGAUACCUACCUCAACCAUGGGACAGUCGAAGAGCAGAUAUACACGCCAAAGUUAGUCUCCAAGUGCCGCGACGGCAUUCGGGAUAUGUUCCAUGGCGUGCUGGAAGUCAUACAGGGCAAUCCAGAGUUAUAUCUUUCCAUAUUACUCGAUGUUGUAAAAUCAGUAAUUGAUCCGUAUAAGGACGCGUGGAAGAACUUCGAAUAUUAUCAGUCCAAAUAUGAUGGAAUGCUGGCUAAAUACCAAGGGCUGCAGUGGACUGAAUCAACUCCACAUCGUAUAAGAGAUGAAGCUUUGCUCCUAUACGAUUACUACGACGGGUAUUUGGACGCCGCAUUGCAGUUAGUACUAGUUAUCUCAGACGUAAAAAUGAGAUAUGAUUCCUUAAUAUUCUCCCUCGCAACAUGCCUCCUCCCUGUUCAGGGAUCGUUAGUACCCAAGCCUACUUCAACGUACGAGAAGUGGGCUGCAUUCCACAAAAUGCACGAAAAAUGGAACAGAGAACGCAUGGAGAUAUAUUCACAGCUCCCACAAGAAAUAUAUGAAGUGAAGGACCAGAUACGUGAAUACAGGCUGUCACAUACGAAACCCUCUCCCGAUAUCAAUCACUAUGAUCUAAGACGUAUAAACUCAAAAAGAUUCGAAAUCCUGGAACCCCUACAAAAGCGUAAUAUCGAGGGAUGGUUAUGGAUGAAAACUAAAGUUGGUGCUCCAAGACGCGUAGUAUGGGUGAAAAGAUGGUGCUUUAUAUACAAUGGAAUAUUUGGUAUCCACCUCCUAUCACCUGAUAAAACUGCAGUCGAAGAAACGGACAGAUUUGGAGUAUUAUUACUCAGUGCCAUGCACCAUCCAGAAGAGGCACGUAAAUACUGCUUUCGAAUGACUAUCUCUUCUCCAUUAACUUCUUCACCUCAGGAAGAAUAUUCUAAUAAUUCUGGUACUUUAAUUUUCCAAGCAACCAGUUAUAAAGAGUUAACGGCAUGGAUUGGAGCCCUACAUGAAACUAAAGAACAUGUUAUUUCACAAGGGAAAACCUCAGCAGCUUACACAAGAGCUGCUCGUCGAUACCCCCCUUUGUUCACUGAGUUUGCUUGUAAGUCGAAAACUGAGAAGGAUAAAUUUCUAACCACUGAAAUAAGCCCCGUUAGAUCACUAGUGGAACUGGCCAGUAGGCCUAAUGAAGAUCAACAAAUCUCACAAUUGGACAAUUUUGGAACGCGCGCACCGAUUUUUACCUCUCUUACAAAGCUUUCAGUUAUUGCAAGUGCUUACACGAUUCCGGAUGAUGUUCCAAGUGCCAUUACUGCUAAUUUUUCGGGUACGAUACACUGGAAUGAAUGGUGUAUAUCUUCAAGGGGAACAGCCGAUUUAAAGGGGCCAAGUACUGACGACAGUCGAGAAGUUCUAAAUACUUGGGAACCAUUAUAUUGCCCUGAAAAUUUCCCCGCUGACUUGAAGACCGAUUCCUCCAUUCUUCGAAUGCUAUUCAUGGACAGUAAGACCCAGCCUAGUGUGGGAGAUCUUGUUUUAGAAUCAAUCACAUGCGUAUGGCAGGCUAACAAUAGGCAAAAAUUUUGGGGGACUGUAUAUGUCACAUCUGAUUGCCUAUAUUUUUAUAUGAACAUGGUUGGCUUUGUCUGCCUAUUUAGAAAAGCUCUUAGCCAAGUUAUUUCCAUUGAGCCCGACAUCGAUUUGUCUAACAACAAAAAUUCCGAGGGAAUCAUAAGGAUAUAUUGCAUGGAUGGGGCACCAUUGAAAUUGAUGGUAUUUUUCACUUCCGCGGAAGUAGUUGCUCAGAAACUACAACAUCUAAUAGAUAAUUUAGCCUCACAAACCCCUGUUGGAAUUUCAAAAGUCAUUGAAUCACUAAACAUUAUAGAUGAAAGACUAACGCACGAAGAGCACGCAAGAGUUAAUACACAAACACCAAAUAUAACCUCAAGGCCAGAAUGCGAUUUAUUUCACUAUUUAUCUACAGAUGUCAGAAAAUCAGUGAUCAGAAAGAAUGAAAUUUACAAAGAACCAGGUGUUUUUGUCUUUCGUCAUGAAUUCUGCAUAAGACCUAAAGGUCUCAUGCAUCUACUGUUUGGCGAUCAUUCUAAUCUAUUCUCUUCUUUUUUUUUACUCGCUAGGGGAAGUGACGAUACUCGCAUUCAGUCGCCUUGGAUGUUUGAAUCCGCUAAUGGGAACGAGAAGACGCUAGUGCGUACUAUCUCAUUUAAUUUAAAUCUCCAAAGAGGUUACGUCUCUUCGCCGGCGAAUGGGAGCAAUUCGCACCAGCAUCAAGCGUAUUUCACAGUGACACACAGAAUUGUAAAAAUGAUUGAUGAAAUAUAUUACGAAGUUGAUCAGGAGUCCGCGAUACUAGAUAUAUCAUUUACCAAGCCAUUCAAAGUACACGUAAAGUAUCUCAUAACUAGUUCAAAUUUACCCGGGAAUAGUCCUAACAAUUCGUCCCACCCAGAUGUCUCAACCAUGUCUAUCCAUUAUAAAGUUGAAUUUUUGAACAGAAAUACAAUGCAACCGACAGAUAAACUAGAUUUUCGAGACCAGAUCAUUAACAGGAUCGCAUCAUAUUUCUGUUACCAGGAGGCAUCGCUAAUCGAAAGCACUGUCAACAACUGCUUGAAGAGGUUUGGUAAGCAUGGGAAAUUUAUGAAAGCGCUACGAUUUGGAGGGAGAAUCGGUGUCUCUGCCUGCCUGCCAAACAAGAUAUCGGACGAUGUUUUGGUUAGCAAGAUUAGAUUGGCCAAGACAACCAUUUGCAAACUAGCAUUGAAAUGGGUAUUAUGGGAUAUCUUCAAUUGUUUCCGUUCUAUUCUGCACGCUGCAUUCAAACUGGUAUACGACACACUUACGACUGUCGCUUCCCUUAACCGUUUAGUCCUCUUCAUUUUGAUGUUAUCAAUCCUAGGUAACUUUUACUUGAUGGGUAAGACCGCUACAUCCUAUUGGUCUGCAAGAAAAGCAGCAUCCAUCAUCCACAAAUACACUUCGGUAAACGAUCAUCUCAUGCGUCGUGCAAUAUCAAUAAAUGAUCUAGACAUACUAACUAAUCAGUUGGCCACAGAUAAUCCUGCGCCGCUUGCCAAGUUCCUGGACAUUGCUGAGCGAUCUGAUCCAGGGUUACAGGCUAGACGUCAAAACCUUGCAAUAAGACGCAACAACUUGUUGGUUGAAUUAAAUAUCGUCAAAAUGGUUGAGCAAGAACUAAUCCGCGGAGGCUACAGGAAAUUCUUACUUGAGGAGUCGCGCGUGUGUAGCGAGUACGCUAGAGGUGCCGGCGACUCUUGGAGUAACCACCCAAGACUACAAGAAUACUGCAACAGUGUAGUCAGUGAAUUAGACAACAUUAGUUAG